UCGUCGAGCGUGGGCCAGGCUAACUUCCUCAGCGAGCUGCGCUUCGUCAAGAAACUGCUCUCCGACUUCCCGGUGGUGCCCACGGCCACGCGCGUCGCCAUCGUCACCUUCUCGUCCAAGAACAACGUGGUGCCCCGCGUGGACUACAUCUCGCCGCCGGCCUGGGCCCAGCAGCCGCCGCAGCACAAGUGCUCCCUGCUCAGCCGGGAGAUCCCGGCCAUCGGCUACCGAGGGGGCGGCACCUACACCAAGGGCGCUUUCCAGCAGGCGGUGCAAAUACUGCUUCACUCCCGAGCAAAUGCUACCAAGGUGAUAUUCCUUAUAACGGAUGGCUAUUCCAAUGGAGGAGACCCCAGGCCUAUUGCAGCCUCCUUGCGUGAAUUUGGAGUAGAGAUCUUCACAUUUGGGAUAUGGCAAGGCAACAUCCGAGAGCUGAACGAUAUGGCUUCCCAUCCAAAGGAAGAACAUUGUUAUUUGCUCCACAGUUUUGCAGAGUUUGAAGCUUUAGCUCGCAGAGCCCUUCAUGAAGAUCUUCCUUCUGGUAGUUACAUUCAAGAGGACAUAUCCCAUUGCUCCUAUCUUUGUGAUGGGGGCGGAAACUGCUGUGAUAUCAUGGCAAGCUGCAAAUGUGGUACCCACACAGGGCAAUUCGAGUGCAUCUGCGAAAAAGGAUACUAUGGCAAAGGGCUUCAACAUGAAUGCACAGUCUGUCCAUCAGGGACCUACAAACCUGAAGGUUCACCAGGUGGAAUUAGUACCUGCAUCUCCUGUCCUGAUGAGAAUCACACCUCCCCACCAGGAAGUACCUCUGCUGAGGACUGCAUAUGCAAGGAAGGCUAUCGCUCCAGAGGCCAGACUUGUGAAGUGGUGCACUGCCCUGUGCUGCAUCCGCCUGAAAAUGGGUAUUUUGUCCAGAAUGUCUGCAACAAUCACUUCAACGCUGCAUGUGGAAUCCGAUGCAAAACAGGAUUUGACCUUGUGGGAAGCAGCAUUCGACUCUGCCAGCCAAAUGGCUUGUGGUCUGGUUCAGAAGCAACAUGCAGGGUUCGGACAUGUCCCAAACUCUUUGCUCCUCAAAAUGGGCAUAUUAAUUGCUCAUUAAGUGAGAUCUCGUAUAAGACUGUAUGCUUAGUGACCUGUGCUGAGGGCUAUAAACUUGAAGGCAACUCCAAACUUACCUGUCAAGGAAACGCACAGUGGGAUGGGAAGGAACCAAAGUGUGUGGAAAUGCAUUGCCCGGUCUUCCAGAAACCAAAACAUGUGAUUGUUCACCCACAUAUUUGUGGGCUUCAGCUUUCCAAGUAUGGAACUUUGUGCAGGUUCAGUUGCCCUAAUGGAUUCCUUUUGACUGGGAUCAGAGAAGAAUUAAGGUGUUUAACUACUGGGAGGUGGACUGAAGAUGUGCAGAAUGCUUUCUGUAAAGAUAUCGAACCUCCCAAAAUUACCUGCCCUGGUGACAUUAAAACUACUACUCUUGAACACCAGAACUCUGCAAAUAUUACCUGGCAGUUUCCAGAUGCAAGUGAUAAUUCUAGAGAUGAGGUUUCAAUUCAGGUUACUCCUGCUUUUACACCACCUUACCUUUUCCCAAUUGGGGAAGUUGGCAUCACAUAUACAGCAACUGACAGAUCUGGAAACAAGGCAAGCUGCACUUUCAGCAUCAUUGUUAUUGACAUCGAACCUCCAGUAAUCGAUAAAUGCAGAUCCCCACCACAAAUUCAGACAACUGAGAAGGAGUACAGAGUAACAUGGGAGGAGCCACAGUUUUCAGAUAACUCAGGAAUGGCUUUAACAAUAACUAAAAGCCACUCACCUGGAGAUCUCUUUCGCAAAGGGGAGACAGUGGUUCAGUAUACUGCAACAGACUCAUCUGGAAAUAACAGGACCUGUGAGCUCCACAUUGUCAUCAGAGGCUCACCCUGUGAAAUUCCCUUUAGCCCCGUGAAUGGGCAUUUUAAAUGCACAGAAGAUGAGACAGGAGUUAAUUGCACAUUGUAUUGCAUGGAUGGAUAUGACAUCACAGCAGGUUCCAAUGAAAACUAUUACUGUGCCUAUGCAGAUGGCAUUUGGAAUCCUCCCUACUCUGCUGAGUGGCCUGACUGUGCUUUGAAUCGUUUGGCAAAUCAUGGUUUCAAAUCCUUUGAGAUGCUGUACAAAGCAACACGAUGUGAUGACAGCAACCUUCUUAAAAAUUUUGUGGAGGCUUUUCAGAGUGCACUUGGUAAAAUGGUUCCAUCAUUUUGCAAUGAUGUUGAUGACAUUGACUGUAGACUUGAGGAUUUUCCACAGAAACAUUGCUUAGAAUAUAAUUAUGACUAUGAAAAUGGCUUUGCAAUUGGUCCUGGUGGUUGGGGUGCUGCAAAUCGGCUAGAUUAUUCUUACGAUGAUUUCCUUGAAGCAGUUCCUGAAAUGGAACAACCUAAACCACUGUUGGGCUCCAUGGCACACACCCGGAUCAAAAGACACAAAAAAAUGAAUGUGCCAAUGACUGACCACAAAAUAAAGCUAGUUUUUAAUAUCACCGCUAGUGUACCAUUGCCUGAUGAACGGAACGAUACACUGGAAGCAGAAAACCAGGUGCGUCUUCUAAAAACACUGGAGACCAUCACAAACAGGCUGAAGAGGACCCUCAAUAAGGACCCCAUGUACUCUUUUCAGUUUUCUUCCGAAUUGCUUGUAGCUGACACCAACUCCCUGGAAGCUGAAAAAGCCUUCCUGUUUUGCAGGCCAGGCUCUAUCCUAAGGGGCCGGAUGUGUGUUAACUGUCCUUUGGGCACAUAUUACUCUCUGGAGCAUCAUGCAUGUGAAAGUUGCUGGAUUGGAUCUUACCAGGAUGAGGAAGGGCAGUUAGAAUGUAAGAAUUGCCCAUCUGCUACCUACACUGAAUAUCUCCAUUCCAGAAGUGUAUCAGAAUGUAAAGCUCAGUGCAAGCCGGGAACCUAUUCUCCAAAUGGCCUUGAGAUCUGUGAAUCAUGUCCUCUUGGCAAAUAUCAGCCUACAACUGGAUCUAAGAACUGCAUUUCUUGCCCAGAAAACAUGUCAACAGUCAAGCGAGGAGCUGUAGACAUAUCAGCAUGUGGAGUCCCUUGUCCAGCUGGAGAAUUCUCUCGUUCUGGUUUAAUGCCUUGUCAUCCCUGCCCCAGGGACUAUUAUCAGCCUGAUCCAGGAAAGUCCUACUGCCUCUCUUGUCCAUUUUAUGGAACUACCACCAUGACUGGUGCCAGAUCCAUAACAGACUGCUCAAGUUUUGGCUCUACUUUCGCUGCAGCAGAGGACAGUGUAGUGAUGCCAGUUGCUCCAGAAAAUAUCAGCAAGAACCACAAAGUCAGCAGCCAGGUGUUCCACGAAUGUUUCCUGCAACCAUGUCAUAACAGAGGAACUUGCAAACAACUUGGAAGUGGGUACAUCUGUAUGUGCCCACAAGGAUUUGAAGGCUUAAAAUGUGAACAGCAGAUUGAUGAGUGCAAGUCAUCCCCCUGUCUGAACGAAGGGAUUUGCAAGGAUGGCCUUGCAACAUUCAUUUGCCAGUGUCAGCCAGGCUACUCAGGCUUAAGAUGCGAAGAAGAUAUAAAUGAGUGCAGUUCCAAUCCCUGCCUGAAUGAAGCAGUUUGUGUGGAUGGUAUCAAUUCUUACCAGUGCACCUGUGCAGAAGGAUUCACAGGUACUCAUUGUGAAACAGAGAUCAAUGAAUGUCUUUCAAACCCCUGUUUAAACAAAGCUACCUGCGAAGAUCAGAUUGGUAGUUUCCUUUGCAAGUGCCCUACUGGGUUUAUUGGUGUCUUGUGUGAAAAAAACAUUAAUGAAUGUCUCAGUAGACCAUGCAAAAAUGGAGCCACAUGCAAAGAUGGUAUCAAUGGCUACAGAUGUCACUGUGCUGCAGGAUACACAGGGAUUCAGUGUGAAGUCAACAUCAAUGAAUGUGAAUCCAAUCCCUGUGCAAACCAAGCAACCUGUGUGGAUGCCUUGAACUCGUACAUUUGUAAAUGUCCCCCUGGCUUUACAGGCAGCAGGUGUGAAACAGAACAGUCUUCUGGAUUCAAUCUGGAUUUUGAAGUCUCUGGGAUCUAUGGCUAUGUUAUGCUUGACAGUGUCCUCCCCUCAUUAACUGAGAUCACAUGUGCAUUCUGGAUGAAAUCUUCGGAUGCUACUAAUUACGGGACUCCAAUUUCUUAUGCAGUGGAAAAUGGAAGUGACAAUGCAUUUCUGCUUACAGAUUACAACGGAUGGGUUCUUUAUGUGAAUGGGAAGGAGAGCAUUACAGAUUGCCCUUCUGUGAAUGAUGGCAACUGGCAUCACAUUGCUGUCACCUGGACAAGCAUCAAUGGGGCCUGGAGAGUGUAUAUUGAUGGAAAGUCCUCAGAUGGAGGCAGCGGCUUAUCUGUAGGCUCCGAAAUCCCUGGUGGUGGAGCAUUAGUUCUUGGUCAAGAACAGGACCAAAGAGGAGAAGGAUUUAAUCCAGCUGAGUCUUUUGUUGGUUCAAUCAGCCAGCUCAAUAUUUGGGGUUAUGUUCUCUCCCCAGAACAGGUGAAGUCCUUGGCUACUUCCUGUCCAGAGGAUCUCCAAAAGGGCAACAUACUAGCCUGGCCAGAUUUUCUUCCUGGGGUUGUUGGAAGAGUGAAGAUAGAUUACAAGAGCAUAUUCUGUUCUGAUUGCCAGUCCUUAGAAGGCUCCAUACCUCACCUGAGAACUUCAUCUGCGGCUUUAAAGCCAGGAUCAAAGGUCUCCCUCUUCUGUGACCCAGGCUUCCGCAUAGUGGGGAAUUCUGUCCUGCAGUGUCUAAAUUUAGGACAGUGGGCACUACCUCUUCCACACUGUGAAAGGAUUCGCUGCGGAGUGCCUCCACCUUUAGAAAAUGGCAUUUACACUGCUGAGGAUUUCGUUGCUGGAAGCACCGUUACCUACCAGUGCAACAGUGGCUACUACUUGUUGGGGGACUCGAGGAUGCUUUGCACAAACAGUGGCAGUUGGACGGUUAUUUCACCAUCUUGCCUUGAUGUUGAUGAAUGUGCAGUUGGUUCGGACUGCGACCCACACGCCUCCUGCCUUAACACAAAUGGGUCCUACAUAUGCACCUGCAUUUACCCAUAUAGUGGUGAUGGCAAGAAGUGUGCAGAACCAGUAAAAUGCAAACAUCCAGGAGACCCUGAACAUGGCCACUCUCAUGGCAACAGUUACAGUGUUGGUAGCGAAAUCAGUUUCUCCUGUGACAAGGGCUACCAGCUGAAAGGAGUGAAUAAAGUUACAUGUUUGGAGUCUGGGGAAUGGAGCCACUUGAUUCCAUACUGUGAAGCUGUUUCCUGUGGUAUCCCAGUCAUUCCUCAAAAUGGUGCAAUUGAUGGAUCCAAUUUUACAUAUGGUAGCAAAGUGAUCUACAGGUGUGACAAGGGAUAUGUUUUGAAGGGUGAAGAAGAAACGGUGUGUCUGGCCAGUGGCAGGUGGAAUGAUUCUUCUCCAUUUUGUGAAUUAGUAAAAUGUUCCAUCCCAAAGGAAAUAAACAAUGGAAUGUAUACAAUGAGCGGCAUGACGUACCUUUCUAAUAUCUCAUACACCUGUGACACAGGUUACAGGUAUUACACAUUAAUUGGCCCUGAAACUGUGGAAUGUUUGGCAAGUGGCAAAUGGAACCUGGACCACCAACAGUGUGUGGCUGUUUCCUGUGAUGAACCACCCCCCGUGGAUCAUGCUUCUCCGGAGAGUGGCCAUCGGCUGUUUGGCGAUGUCGCGAUCUACUACUGCUCCGAUGGGUACAGCUUAGCAGGCAAUGCCCAGUUACUCUGUAAUGCUCAGGGGAAGUGGGUGCCCCCUGCUGGCACAGUUAUUCCAGAGUGUGUAGCUGACUUCUGUGAAAGACCACUCUCCGUGUCAUACAGCAUUCUGGAAUCCUCAAACAAGGCCAAGUUUGCCGCCGGGUCAACUGUGAGCUUCAAGUGCAUGGAGGGCUUUGUCUUAAAUACUUCUGCUAAGAUUGAGUGUGUGCGGGGAGGCCAGUGGAACCCUUCCCCAUUGACCAUCCAGUGCAUUCCUGUUCGCUGCGGAGAGCCAGCAAGCAUUGCAAAUGGCUAUGCGAUUGGCACGAAUUACAGUUUUGGGGCAAUCGUAGCUUACAGCUGCACUCGGGGAUACUAUAUCAAAGGAGAAAAGAAGAGGACGUGCGAAGCAACAGGAACUUGGAGUGGGACUAUGCCUGCUUGUCACCCGGUGUCCUGUGGAGAGCCACCUAAACUUGCACAUGGAGAAAUCGAGAACAUAACAGGACGUUUCUUUGGAAGUGAAGUGAAAUACCAGUGCCAUCCUGGUUACCAGAUGAUAGGAAGCCCAGCAUUAUUUUGCCAAGCCAAUCGUCAAUGGCACGGUGAAGCGCCUCCUUCCUGCAAGCCCCUCAAUUGUGGGAAGCCACCUCCUCUCCGUCAUGGAUUCAGCAAAGGAGAAAGCUUUGAGGUGGGAGCCAACAUCAAGUUUUUUUGUGAUGAAGGCUAUGAGCUACUAGGAGAUGCCUCUUGGACCUGUCAGAAGACUGGGAUGUGGAACAAAAAGCAGAACCCCAGAUGUGUCCCAACCAAGUGUCCAGAGCCGCCACUCAUUGAGAAUCAGCUUGUCCUGAAAGAGAAGGCAGAUCAAGUAGGGGUGGUGCAGUUUUCGUGCAAAGAAGGCUUUGUUCUGAAUGGUGCCUCUGUACUCAAAUGUUUGUCAACACAGAGGUGGAAUGAUUCUUUCCCCGUCUGCCAAGUGGUGCAGUGCCGUAGGCCUCCGUAUAUUCCUUUUGGGGACCCCGUGGGGUCUUCUCUUCAUUUUGGGAGCACAGUGAGCUAUACGUGCAUGGAUGGUUUUUUCCUGAAGGGCAUUUCCACUAUUCAUUGCCAAGCAGAUGGUGCAUGGAGCUUACCCCUUCCAGAAUGCAUUCCAGUGGAGUGCCCGCAGCCGGAGGAAAUUCAGAAUGGUAUUGUGGAUGUACAAGGCCUUACCUAUCUCAGCACUGCUGUAUAUAACUGUAAGCCAGGCUUUGAGCUAGUGGGCAACAUAACCAUUCUUUGUGGAGAGGAUGGUCACUGGCUUGGACGAAAGCCUUCUUGCCACCCUAUUGAGUGCUCCAAGCCCAAGGAGAUCCAGAAUGGCCACUAUUCCUAUGCGGACCUACACUACAGGCAAACAGUUACCUACUCCUGUGACAGAGGAUUCCAGCUUGAAGGCCAGAGUGCUCUGAGUUGCCUGGAAACAAGGGAGUGGAGUGCAGACGCUCCGUCUUGCAGAGCUAUCAGCUGUGACCCUCCACAGCCGAUAGAGAAUGGUUUUGUGGAAGGGGCCGAUUACAGCUAUGGUGCCAUGGUGAUUUACAGCUGUAUUCCGGGAUUCCAGCUCUCUGGCCUUGCUAUGCAGACCUGUGAGGAAUCCGGGUGGUCUAGUGUUAGUCCAGUGUGCCUUCCAACAGACUGUGGCCUUCCUCCCCAUAUAGACUUCGGGGGAUAUGUAACAAUUAGCAGUGAAGAAAAACAUUUUGUCCAAGAAGGAAUGCUAGAAGAGGGAUUCCACACGGCCAGCCCAUCUCUUUUCUCUCUCACAGGUGGUAACCAGAAAGAUACACAAAGUUCUUCAAAGACCAUUAAUACUUUGCCAUUGUCGGGCUACCUAUAUGGGACAACAAUUUCAUAUACUUGCUACCCUGGCUAUGAACUCUUAGGAAAUUCUUUUCUAGCUUGCCAAGAGGAUGGCAUGUGGAAUGGUAGUGCUCCGGUCUGUAUUUCUGUUCAGUGUGAAUUAGUACUGGCUCCAGAAAACGGUUUUGUCCAUUUUACAGAGAAUACCCUUGGUAGUACAGUUAAGUAUACCUGUAAGCCAGGAUAUGCGCUGAUUGGCUUGGAGACAAGGCACUGUUUAUCCAGCAGGCAGUGGAGUGAUGUAGCACCAACCUGUGAGGUCAUCUCAUGUGCGGUGCCUCACAGGCCCUUGAAUGGCACAGUAAAAGGGGAAACAUACACUUACGGGAGCACAGUCCAGUAUGAUUGUUAUCCUGGGUUUCAGUUAAAUGGUCCCGAUAGGAGAACAUGCCAGGCUGAUCAACAAUGGGAUGGGAAUGAGCCCAUCUGCAUUCCCGUUUCCUGUGGCCAAGUCCCCAAAUUAGAGAAUGGCCAGGUGACUGGAGAGGAAUACACCUUCCAGAAAACUGUUGAGUACAGCUGCAGUGAAGGCUUUGUGCUGGAUGGAUACCAGAAGAGAGUCUGCCUGGCGGAUGGAAGCUGGAGUGGGGGCCCUCCUGUGUGCAGAACAGUCCAGUGUACCAUCCCACAGACGCUUCCCCAUGGGAAAUUCAGUGGCUCAGAAUUUGGUUAUGGGCAGCGGAUUGAGUAUCAUUGCGAUGAAGGCUAUAUAUUGCAUGGUGCAUCUUUACGAAUCUGUCAGGCUUCCGGUACCUGGGAUAAAGAGGCUCCGUUCUGUGAGCCCGUAAACUGUGGGCCUCCUGAGGACAUUGCUCAUGGAUUCUUGAAUGGUUCAGUCUUCAGAUAUGGGGAAUAUAUUGAGUACAUCUGCUUUCCUGGUUAUGAGUUACAGGGAAAUCCAGUGAGGCAGUGUACGUCAAACGGAUCUUGGAGUGGACAGCCCGCUUCUUGCCUCCCUUGUGAAUGUUCCAUACCAACAAUACAGAAUGGAGUAAUCAAAGGCGACAAUUUUGGCUGUGGUAAGACAGUAGAAUUUCAGUGCUUAGAAGGUUUCAGACUGCUGGGUUCUUCAAAAAUCACAUGCGAAGCCGCCGGCAGAUGGAGCUCUGGCUUUCCCCACUGUGGACUGAUUUCAUGUGGCCCUCCACCCACCAUUCCUAAUGCAUUCAUUAAUGGUAGCAGCUCUGUGGAUCACAAUACCAUAAUUUAUAACUGUGAGAUGGGCUAUGUGAUGCAAGGGAGCUCGGAAUUGACAUGCACAGAAGCAGGAGUCUGGAGGGAGCCAUAUCCAAGCUGCAUUUUACUGACCUGCGGGCCACCACCUCCCGUGCCUCAUGCAGUUGCUUUUGGACAGUCACAGGCCUAUGGGAGUAAAGUCCAGUACAGGUGUCUGGAGGGUUACGUAAUGGAAACAGAAAUGGAUACAUGCACUUGUCAGGAAGAUGGACACUGGUCCCCUAAUAGUAUUUCUUGUUGCCCCAGAAAAUGCUCCCUGCCAACAAAUAUAACCAAUAUAAUUAUUUCUGGCACUGAAUUCACUGUGAAUACGACCAUUGUCUUAUCAUGCGCAGAAGGCUAUCAUUUGAUUGGGACAAGCACUUCCACAUGCCAGAAUAAUGGUAAAUGGUUGCCAUUGUUUUCGAACGAUAUUUGUGCACCAGAGUCUUGUGGAAAUCCUCAAGCUCCAAACCAUGGAACUGUGGUUGGCAACACAUACAGUUACAAAGACACCAUUCUUUAUAAGUGUGACUCUGGUUAUGAGUUGAAAGGUGAUGCAGAACGCAUCUGUCAAGCAGAUAAACAAUGGAGUGGAGCAUCACCCGUGUGCAAAAAAGUAUCUUGUGGGGUCCCUGAACCAAUAGACAAUGGAUCCAUUACUGGCAAAGAUUACUUGUUUGGAGAUGAAGUUUUUUACACUUGUCAUCCGGGAUUUGAGCUACAAGGGCCAACACGAAGAAUAUGCCAUGUUAACAAGAAGUGGAGUCCCUCAGCCCCAACAUGUGUGAGCAUAAGAUGUGAACCUCCUCCAAUGAUAGAAAAUGCAGUGUCUAUAGGCAUAGAAAAUACAUACAGUAGUAACAUAUCCUUUAUAUGUAAUUUUGGCUAUCACCUACUUGGACCUGAGAAUAUCACCUGCUUGGCCAAUGGAUCCUGGAGCAAACCCCUUCCAUCCUGUGAAGAAACCAGAUGUGAAGAGCUGGAAUUUAUUGAGAAUGGGAAUGCUGUCUAUGAAAACAGCACGGUUGGCAGCAGAGUCGCCUAUUAUUGCAACCGAGGGUACAGCUUGGAGGGGGAGCCUAUUGCUGAGUGCACAGAAGCUGGAACUUGGAGCCACCCAUCCCCUCUGUGCAAACCGAAUCCAUGUCCUGUGCCUUUUAUAAUCCCAGAAAAUGCCCUCCUAUCAGAGACAAGUUUUUAUGUUGGACAAAAAGUAUUCAUCAAGUGCAGAGAGGGGUACCAACUUCGGGGGCAGUCUGUCAUUACCUGCAAUCCUGAUGAGGCAUGGACUCCAACUCAGGCUAAAUGUGAAAAGAUCUCCUGUGGGCCACCUGCUCAUGUCGAAAACACUUUGGUCCGUGGAACGUUUUAUCAAUAUGGAGAUGUCGUGACCUACUCGUGCUACAGUGGGUACAUGCUGGAAGGCUCCCUGAGAAGCGUCUGUUUAGAGAAUGGAACCUGGACAACACCACCUGCAUGCAAAGCUGUUUGUCGGUUCCCUUGCCAGAAUGGGGGUGUCUGUGAGCGGCCAAAUGCAUGCUCUUGCCCAGAAGGCUGGAUGGGGCGUCUGUGUGAAGAGCCAAUCUGCAUCCUGCAUUGUCUGAAUGGCGGUCGCUGUGUGGCUCCUUACCAGUGUGAGUGCCCAGCCGGAUGGGCUGGAUCACGAUGCCACCAAGCUGUCUGUCAGUCUCCAUGCUUAAAUGGUGGGAAAUGUAUACGACCCAAUCGGUGCCAUUGCACGUCGCCAUGGACUGGGCAUGACUGCUCUAGGAAAAGGAAAACUGGAUUUCACCACUUUUAACUUCAGAGCAACCACUAUGAACAUUCGUAUCCUAAAAUCAAAUCCAGUGGGUUUUUAAAACAGAAACUGUGUUUGCAUUUUAAAAUGUUUUUUAUUUUGUAUUAUAUUUUAUUAUACUUUUUUAUUUUGAAAGGAACCACCUUUAUUUUUUUCACAUGCAGAAGUAUAUCAUUUUUGCUGAAUAUGCUGCUGUCAAUACACACAAAGGUACACUGAAAGAGAACCACCUGCUUCUUUUUUUAAUGAUGUAAAUUCCUGAGCAUAAGUUGUUCUCCAUGGCAAUCAAAGAAGAUCUUGUGGUUUUCGGACCAAAUUUAAUCUGAUGGUGGCAAAUGCACAUUUCUUUCACCUGUGCAUCCCAUUCACCUAGAAAGGUAGUAAACGGAGUACAUGAGAGAAGGGUGCAGAAUCUGCGCCACCCCUGGCACUUACCCCUUUUAAAGCCUGUGGAUGCAGUCCUUUUUCUCCAUUCCUGGAUCUGAUACUUGAACCAAACCAGAAAUAGCGAAAAAUGGCUGGAUCAGUGAAAAGAUAGAAGGUAAGGCACAAGAGAAGAGAGUUUGAAGCCUCUCUCCCACCAGCUUCUUUUACUUUUGAAAUAAAUUCCUCCUCCGAGAUUUUAUACAUGAGCAAGACAGACAGGAACAAUGGCCUGGAUAGAUUUCAGUUUAUAUAAAGCUACGAGUACCUUCUGCAAACAACCUAGCAUUAUUUCAAUAGUUGUGGAGAGGAUAACUAUUUAAUUGCUGUACUUACUGUAAGUCUGACAAAACAGUUAAACCGAUCGGCUAGGAUCUAAACAUCUGAUUUAGGUAUGGUCGAUAGCUUGCAGGUGCUCAAUGGGGUAUCUUGUGUUCUCUCUCUCUCUUAAUUGUACAGCACCCCCCCCAUUGAAUAACAGCAGUACACAAACCCAAAUACACUUCUCCAUGUAGCAUGUACCAUUUAAAAGACAAUAAUACCCAGUGGCAUUCCUGUGUGAACACCACAGGCUACACCCACAGAUGGGAGGAUUGUCCGGGCAGGAGGAUGGAUGGACAGCAAAGGAUCCCUGUGUGGGCAGUGGCACACCGUGAGUGGGAGGAUGGGGCUAGGAGUCUAAAGCAUCUCUAAAGUGCUUUUGGUAUAUUUUACUCAGAUCUCUUUUUUCCUAGGAAAGCUACACGUAGUCAUUUUACUGCAGGUGUAUCGCUUACUUUAAAAGCACAUGUACACAGUGUUGAUUUGUUGUUUGGUGGCUAUUGAGCAUAAACUGAAACGAGUAAAACAGCCAUUGCCUUUUUCAUGAAAACAAGUGGAAAUUAAGCUUAUUUGACUAUUAAGUAUUUUGUUUGUUUGCUUGUUUAGAGUCCAUUCCCAUGCCCAAGUGAAACUGACAGUCUCCAAUAUUCAGUCGAAACUGGUAGCCAGUUGUCUUGGAGCAAAAAUACUGUACCAUUUGGAUACGAUCGUGUGGCCACUAAAUGCUAAGUAGAUGGGCAUAGGCUAGAUCAGGGUGCCAGCUCCAACCUUGGAAAUGUGUUGCAAGGUCAGAACCGGGACUUGGACUAUGGCGUAUGCUCCCACUGCCCUUGCAGCCAGCAGGUCUUUCUGUGCUGGCCAUGGCACCAGAGUCACAAGCGUAGGGGUUCGAACAGGGGCAAAAGAUAAAGACCGCUUAUUAUCUCUUACUUAGCACCUACAUCUUUGCAAGUGCAGAAGCACAGAGACAGUCUUUCUCUCCCCACACCUCCUGCCCAAGACUAAUCCUUUGAGUUAGGGGGUUAUUGGAUGGCAUCCCACAUUGUUUUUUUCCCCCAAACUGAUACUGCUAACUAUAUUAUUUCUGAAAGAGUACGCAUUGCUUGUCUCAGAUCAGAAUAUCUUAGCAGCCAGCAGCCCCAGUGAUCCAAAACAAUAAAAAUGAACUAUGGUUCAAUACUGUGAUCACCAGAGAUCUCAACCACAAUGCUUCAGUCACUGCCAGAAUGAGAAGGUGGCUAGGAAUAAGGGGGAGAGUUUAUGCACUGUGCAAUCCUGUGCACAGUAUUCAUGAAUGUACUUAGAAUCAUAGAAUAGUAGAAUUGGAAGGGACCUAUAAGGCUACUGAGUCCAACCCUCUUCUCAGUGCAGGACUCCAAGUGAAAGCAUCCCUGACAGAUCUCUGUCCAACUGCAUCUUGAAUUUCUCCAAUGUGGAGAGCCCACCACCUCCCUAGGCAAUUGAUUCCAUUGCUCUACUGCUCUAACAGUGAGGAAGUUUUUCCCGAUAUCCAGCUGGAACUAGUUUCCUGCAACUGGAGCCCCUUAUUCUGUGUCCUGCACUCUGGGAUGAUUGAGAAGAAAGAGAUCCUGGACUUUCAGGUUUUGUCUACUACUUUCCAGUCUUGGAAAUGGGUGUUUCUAUACUGGCUGCUUUCUCCCUACUUAAUUCUGGACAUUCCAGACCACACCACUCUCAGAUUACUACAUUCUGGAAUCCUGCUUUUUCUUCACAGUCCUGCCACCCUGCCUGCCCGCUCCCCACACUCAUUUGUGGCAUUUUUAUUUGUUACUUCAAACAGGGUUGCUGCACACACCUUUCCUAUAGCAUGGCAUUCCUAAAUUGCAUUCCUUGCAGGAGGGCUCUUUGAUCCAUAUGAUGAUGUAGUUGGUGACAAUAUUAUUUUCCACACUUCUCUGCUCCUCCCACCACUAAGAUUUGAAGAAGUGCAAUAGCACAAUGCAGCAAUUAUUUUUAUUAUGAGUGCAUUAAAUCCCAUUUGCUCUUAAGUAAAAGACCUCACAGUGGUGAUCAACUGCUACAGGUUCUUGUUAGCUUUGGAAAUGCAUGUAUAAAAACAGCGUCUGCCUCCUAGACUUUGAUGGCUUUUAGGAGGUUUGUACUGGAGUUGUACAGAAUCCAUAUUUAACUUUAUCAGGUUGAGAGUCUGCUUUGCAUCUUUACAAAAUAAAAAAAGUUGUUCUACACAGUUGAGUUUUCACAGACGACUUUACAGCUAGGACAAAACUAGGGAGUGUAUUACUUUUCUAUAAUAGACUUGAUGUACUCACCAGAACUGUGCCACCCACUGUAGUAUUUGUAGCAUGGAAAGGAGUCCCAGAGUGUUAGUAGGUAAAAUAGUUGAUUGUGGGGAACCACAAAUACAAUUCCAGUUCCAGCCGACUGUGGAAGAAUAGUAGCUAGGUAAUGCUAAAAAUCCGCUCCAUGGAAACAUCACUGUCUGAUAGUCGGUAAACUUCAUUACAAAAGAGAAGUCAAGAACUGCAAUCCAUAUAAUCUCACUGUUUAUUUAUCCAUGAUCCUCUUUGUACACGUUCAGGUUCUCCCUCUCUCUCGCAUGCAUGUGUUACGAUUUUUUAGAUAUAUAUUGCUGUUCCUGCAAGGGGUUUAGAUAUUUAGAAGGCACAGCAAACAUUUUAACCCUUUACCUGGAAAUUUCAAAAAUUGAGAGGAAAGUUAGUAAGAAGAAAGGAUGGAAAAGGGCUUCUAAGAUAAGGUUGCUACUUUCCAUUUUUAAGCAGAAAGCAAAACUAAUGUUACCCUCACCCCUCUGAGAGAGUGCAGUUUGUCCCUAAUGACAAGCUAGUAAAUUAGCCAGACAAUACAUUGUCUCUCAAGCCCACUAAAGUUAGUUUCUUGCAACUUUAUUUUUUCUGCUUCUGUUAUUUUGUCGGCAGGCAACAAUCACUGUAACAUAACACACACAGAAACUGAAAUGCACACUACAUAAUUCAUGUUAUGCUGGACAUAAACCAGGAGCAUUCGCAACAAUUAGCUUCUCUUCCUUAGUAACCAAAGAAGUGGCUUGAAGAAGGCUAACAGUUCUACACAUCUUUACAGUGUGAUAAAGCCCAUAAAGGCUAUAGUGAGCUUGCUUAGAAGUAAGUCCUGCUGAGGUCAGUGAGGCUUGUGCAUAACAGCCUUUCUCAGACUGGCACCCUCCUAUAUUUUGGACGACUGUACCCAUCAUCCCAAAAGCUGGAGUCAGGAGAGGUGUAAGUUGUAGUUCAAAACACCUAGAGGGCACUUGGUUGGGGAAGGCUGAUGUAUACGCUUUCAACCUUAAGAAAUCUUCAUACAAUUAGAAAAAGGAAUGAAAACUAACUAUCAUUGUGCAUCUUGAUUCUUUGGAAAACUCACCGAUUUCCCACUGCAUUCAUGCAUAUAAUCCUUAGAACAUCCUGCAUCUUACCUUCCUCCAAGAUGGCUGCAUUUUGAGCCUAACACUUUUGUUCUGAGAGGCAGGGAAAUGUUGGACAGGGACAGUGAAGCCAGAUGGCCUGUUUUGAGCACUACCAGGUCGUGCACUUUCCAGUUGACGUGGGUGAAUAGACAAGGCUGAGAAGCUGAACCAGAAAGAGCCCUUAAGCACUGUUGGCUAGAUGUGCAAUGCCUAGAGGUAAACGGCUGGAUGAUAAAAUUAGAUUGCUGUUUGAAGUAUGAAAUCCUCAUAGGAAUCAUCACUUUUUAAAAUUAACUUUUAAAUGCAAAUAAUGUACUGUCAUUUAUGUCACUGCUUGUCAUGUGUUUUAAGAACUUCUGUCUGAUGCACUUUACAUUGUAAAUAAAGUUGCACCCCAUUUAGUA
Varanus komodoensis (Komodo dragon) is the source of this 15240-nucleotide messenger RNA. It is a transcript of the gene SVEP1, whose product is annotated as sushi, von Willebrand factor type A, EGF and pentraxin domain containing 1. The coding region runs from base 442 to 10671 and encodes 3409 amino acids. The record is from RefSeq and is a predicted model, not a curated record. NCBI's taxonomy places the organism in Eukaryota, Metazoa, Chordata, Lepidosauria, Squamata, Varanidae. The transcript is spliced from 49 exons. Gene Ontology annotation, molecular function: calcium ion binding.